Messenger RNA from Plasmopara halstedii, 225 nucleotides. RefSeq lists its product as uncharacterized. The record is from RefSeq and is a predicted model, not a curated record. The transcript is spliced from 2 exons. NCBI's taxonomy places the organism in Eukaryota, Oomycota, Peronosporomycetes, Peronosporales, Peronosporaceae. Bases 1 to 225 code for a protein of 74 amino acids.
AUGGGGACACCGCGUGGUGCAACGGCUAUACCUAGCUAUUACUGGAAGGCGGGUCCUUCUUGUACACAUCACGUCGACGUGAAAAAUAACAAAGGGAUAAUAGUGCGACAGAUCCCCAAAGCAUUUAUGACAUUACUGCGAAUGUCCUCCGCUAACUUUGGCCUUAUGCGCACAAGUCUAGUCUUGAAAACACUCACGAAUAGAAGUGUGGAGCAUAAUCCUUGA